Molecule: messenger RNA, 1179 nt
Organism: Mucor mucedo
Lineage: Eukaryota; Fungi; Mucoromycota; Mucoromycetes; Mucorales; Mucoraceae
Product: amino acid/polyamine transporter I
Exons: 4
Coding region: 1-1179 (392 amino acids)
Biological process (GO): transmembrane transport
Cellular component (GO): membrane
Molecular function (GO): transmembrane transporter activity
Source: RefSeq, a predicted model, not a curated record
AUGGCAUAUAUCAAUGGUUAUGCCUAUCUUGUUGGGUUAACUGCUGUGGUAAUUACCUUGGCUUGGACAUCGGCCACAUUUAUCUUUCAAAUUGCAAACACGUUGAAUAUUACACAAAUUUCAUCUCAAGGCGCCAAUGUGGGUUUAUAUAUUGGACUGAUUAUUGGAGCAACACUUUACAAUUUAUUGGGUCUGAAAUAUAGUGCCUAUUUGAACAAGUUUAUGGUGGGUUGGGUUCUUCUUGGUACACUUAUUAUUAUCAUUGCUAUUCCUGCUAUGGCACCAACUCAUAACUCUGCUACUUGGGUUUUCACUGAAUUUACAAAUAAUACGGGUUAUUCCAAUAAGGGUAUUGUCUUUUUCGUUGGCAUGUUACAAAGUGGAUGGGCAUUGGUUGGUUACGAAACAGGUGCGCAAAUUGUGGAAGGAACAAAAAAUGCAGCAGUUACAGCCCCCCGUGGUAUUAUUAUUUGUGUAGUAGGCGCUAUUGUUCAAGGUUUCGGUUUGAUUCUUUCGACUUUGUUCUCAAUUCAAGACGUCGAUGAGCUUUUGGGCUCUGACAUGCCUGUAGCCACUUUCUUUUUACGCGCCACCAAAAGCCCCGCUGUCACCGCUUUCUUCUUGGUGAUUUUGCUCAUCACUCAAAUUGGCUCCUUGUGUAAUUCUGUCUUGGCAACCGCUCAUUUUGCUUGGUCCAUGUCUCGUGAUGGAUGUCUUCCUUUCAGUGGAUUUCUUUACAAGUUGCGUGGUGAGAACCAUAUUGCCGCCAACAGUUUGUUUGCACAAAUGGUAGUCUGCAUCGUUAUUAUCUUGCCCUCAUUUGCAUCAGCAGUGUAUUGGCAGGCUAUUAUGAGUGCAGCAGUGAUUUCAAUUAAUGUUUCAUAUGCACUUCCAUUAUUGUGUCGAGUGAUCUGGUCUCGUCAUACGAUGCCCAAGGGACCCUUCAGUCUUGGUAAAUUCGGUAUUCCACUCAACAUCAUUAGUAUCAUUUGGGCCAGUUUCUUUGGCGUGAUCCUUUGUAUUCCAUCUGUUUCACCUGUAGCACCCGAAACCAUGAAUUGGGCUUCCCUCAUGAUUGGCGCAGUCAUGAUCUUUUCUGUGUUCUUUUGGUUUAUUUCUGGUCGUCGUAAGUUUGCUGGUCAUAUCCAAACGACGGAUAAUGAAGUGACAAAAGAAUAA